GCUGGUGUGUCUCAGUGGCACUCAUGAAUGGGAACCGAGAGUGAGACGGAAGUACAGAGGAUGGCUGUAUUAGGGGAGACCCGCAGUUGGAGCCCCAAGCCGUGGGAUUUCAGGCGCUAUAACUGUGACUUCCACCACAAGUCUGAGGUAAUCUUGGUGCAGGUAAACCCAGGAGAGGCCUUCACGAUCCAGCGAGAUGAUGGUCAGUUUCAGUGUAUCACAGGUCCUGCUCAGGUUCCCAUGAUGUCCCCAAACGGUUCAGUGCCUCAAAUCUAUGUGCCUCCUGGAUAUGUUCAACAGAUCAUUGAGGAGAACGGAGUGAGGCGGGUGUUGGUCUUACCUCAGACGGAGUUUCAUCCGGGAGGCCAUUCCCCGCUUCACCACCCGCCCCCUCCGCCGCCCCACGCCACACACACACACACACACUUUUGCUUUACCAAGAAUACUCACCCUCCACAUGGACGUGCGGCAUUUGCUCACAGAGAUGAAAGGGCUAGCAAAACCUACGAGCGGCUGCAGAAGAAACUGAAGGAGAGGCACGGGGUGGGCGGAGGGGGAGGUGGAGGCCUGGCCCUCUCCAAAGACAGUCCCCCUCCGUCCCCGCAGAAGAGCCGUGGGACACCGCCGUCAGGAGGAGAUCUCCAGAACGGGCUGGGGGGUAAGGGUGCAGAUGAGCAAGCACAGCCCAGCACUGCAGUCACCUCCCUGGGCAAAAGUCCAGGGAGAGGGAAGGACACGGAAUCUGGAGUGAGCUAUUUGAAAGGCCUUUAUGCAACAUUUGACAGUCCUCUCACUGAGAAACCACCUUCUGAAGAACUUUGGGUGGCCCCAUCACAGCCAGAAGGUGACGAUGAGCCCAAAGAGGGAGAAGAAGGCCCUGCGGAGCCCAGCUUCACGUACGAGGUCUCAGUCUCGCACAGUGGCAAGGAUGGGAAGUUCAAGAGCGCCUACAGUGGUGUGGAACUAAGUGCAACCUUACAAAACUUAAGACCAGCAACAGACUACCAUGUCAGGGUCCAGGCCAUGUGUAACUGUUUACAAGGCGUUCCUUCAGAGCCUGUGAGCUUCACCACUCUGAGCUGUGAGCCAGACGGGCCCAGCCCGCCACGCAAAACCAGCGGCACCAAGAGCAGCCUUGUCCUGCAAUGGAAGGCUCCAUGUGACAACGGUUCCAAAAUCCAAAACUAUAUUCUUCAGUGGGAUGAGGGGAAGGGGACGGGUGCAUUUGAACAGUGCUACUACGGCCCUCAGAAGCAGUACAGACUCACCAAACUCUCCACAGCUUCCAGAUAUUAUUUUCGGCUGGCAGCCAAAAAUGACAUGGGGGUGAGUGAGUUCAGUGAUGUCGUCCACAUCAUGACAUCAUGCAGUGUGCCUGCUCCUCCCUUAAGCCCUGAGCUGAUUCAGUCCGGGGUCACAUGGCUCUGUGUGCGAUGGCACAGGCCUGCCGGCUCACCGAAAGAGGACGAAAUCAGCUACGUGCUGGAGAUGGAAGAGGAGGGCUCAGGUUAUGGGUUCCAGGCCAGUUAUGAUGGUGAUGAGCUGUCACACACUGUCAGAAACCUCCACAGGAGCACCACAUACCGGUUCAGGGUUAUCGCCUAUAAUGCAGAAGGGAAAAGUAACCCCAGCGGUGUGUCUGAGUUCACCACGGCCCCUGACAGACCAGGCUGCCCCUGCAGACUCACAAUGAAGGGAAAACCUCACCCGACCAGUUUCCGUCUGACCUGGGAUCCUCCAAAAGACAAUGGUGGUUCAGAUGUGGCGAAAUAUGUGGCAGAGCUGUCUGAAGGGUUAAGUGGUACGUUCCAAUUAGGUUUUCUGGUGUCUAUGGAGUGUGUUUGUGAUGGUCUGAGCCCAGGAUGUUCAUACCAGGCUAGAGUCCACUGCAUCAGUGCAGGAGGCGAGAGCCAGUUGACGGAGCCCUUGCAGGUCCAAACACCACCUGUUCCUCCUGGUCCAUGUCAGCCGCCCAGGGUCGUAGGCAAACCCAAAGCGAGAGAGGUGCAGCUACGCUGGGCGCCCCCUCUGGUGGAUGGAGGUAGUGCAGUGUCUUCGUACAGCGUAGAAAUGUUCGCUCCCCAGGUGGACGAGGGCUGGGAAGUGUACCAGGGCUCUGAACUGGACUGCACAGUGGGAAGUUUACUGCCCGGCAGGACCUACGGCUUCCGGCUCAGAGCUGCCAAUAAAGCUGGGUACGGCCCUUUUUCGGAGCGGUCUGAGGUCACGACCGGUCCAGGGGCCCCUGAGGUGUGUCGGCCCCCUCAUGUCACCUGUAAAUCACCGACAUGUGCUGUGAUCAGCUGGGAGGCCCCUCCCUGUAACGGAGCGGCAGUGUCAGAGUAUCGCCUGGAGUGGGGGGCGGCAGAGGGCAGUAUGCAGAUGUGUUACACCGGUGCUGCACUGUCCCAUGAGAUGAAGGGUCUGCUGCCAGCCACCAACUACUUCUGCAGAGUACAGGCAGUGAAUGUGGCCGGUGUGGGGCCCUUUAGCGACGCUGUGCUCUGCCAGACACCCUGCUCUGUGCCAGCGCCAGUCAGCAGCGUCCACACUCUCCGCGAGUCAGAGAUGAGAGUGGAGGGCAGCUGGACCACAGAGAGGGGCGAGGACGAGGAGGACGAAGAGGCCAGACCUCUCCUUUACUCUUCAUCCACCUGCCUGGGGCUACGCUGGGAGGCACCGUGUGAUCACGGUUCAGAGAUCAUGUCAUACCUGAUCGAUCUGGGUGAAAGACAACCCAUCCUUACUGGGCCCGUAACCAAAUACAUCAUCCAGAACCUGCACCCCGACACCACCUACAGGAUAAGGAUCCAGGCUCUGAAUAGUCUGGGAGCAGGACCCUUUAGUCACACCUUUAAACUGAAGACCAAGCCACUGCCACCCCUCCCUCCACGUCUGGAGUGCACCGCUUCCAGUCAUCAGACCCUCAGGCUCAAGUGGGGUGAUGGCCCGGCCAAGGCCCAACCCACUGAUUCCCUACAGUACCAUCUCCAAAUGGAGGAUAAAAAUGGGAGGUUUAUAUCCUUGUAUAAAGGACCCUGUCACACUCACAAAGUGCAGAGGCUAAAUGAGUCUACCUCAUACGCAUUCCGCAUCCAGGCCUUUAACGAGGCGGGCGAGGGGCCCUUCUCCACUGUUUACACCUUCACCACCCCCCGCUCCCCCCCUGCACCCCUAAAAGCUCCUCGUGUGGAGCGUGUGGACGAGUCGUGUGAGGUGAGCUGGGAGACACUGCCACCUAUGAAGGGAGAUCCAGUCAUCUACUGUUUGCAAAGCAUGCAGGGAAAUUCUGAGUUCAAACAGAUCUACAAGGGCUCAGCCACUUCCUAUCAGCUCCCAAACCUGAGCUCAUCCACGGAGUACCGAUUUCGCGUCUGCGCCAUCCGGCAGUGCCAGGAUGCCCCUGAAAUCAUCGGGCCCUACAGCUCCACUGUCAUCAUGCUCCCACCUCGUGUCGACACCCCCGGGGUCUCUGGCACCACGGGGUCCAAAGCAGCCGAGGCCCAGAAGCCAAAACGCAGCCUGACAGACGAACAGUUUUCUUUUCUCAUCAUCGCCCUCUUGGCCGUGACCUCCAUCCUCAUCGCGGUCGCCAUCCAGUACUUCGUGAUCGAAUGAGCCUCGGCCCCGCAUUACAUCGUCAAAACAAGUUUUUGUUUGUUGAUGUUUGUUUUUCUUGCUUUAUUUUUCGUUCAGGCACCAGCGUCGAGGAGGGAAGGAUUGAGAAAAGGAAGUUGUAGAAUCACUUCACCCGAUCUAUUGUUCUAUCUUUCCGCUACCCGCUGUCCCUUCCGCGCAUGCUGUCGAAAGAACGCCGUUCCCUCCGUCGGACUCGGAGGGCGAUUUAUUGAAGGAUCAGCAAUGAAGCUUACUGCUCGUCGCAUACUCAUCUCGUACCACUUCAUUUAUUUGUGUAGCUGUAGUCUUUGUUAUUUAUACGUAUCAUUUCAGUUGUAAACUGUUGAGUGUAAGUUUCGUUCAAAGCUAGCUUGGUGGUUGCGUCGCUCACCGGUUUGCUAUCUUGGGCCUGGGACUUGAGGGCCAGUGACUACACCGUCGACGAGGGGGUACGGGCGAGCAGAAGGCCUGCCGGGGGUUCUGAGCGAAGUCUACGAGUCCACAACUUAAAAAAGGCGAGGCGAGACUGAUACCGCUCAAACUGGCGAACGUUGAUUUAGCACUUUCCUCGGAACUUUUUUUGAUGUUCAGAAUGUGUAAAGGAUGCAAAAAUAACUAGAGAAAUGCUAUUAUAUUUUUGUACAGUAUGAUACAAGGACCUGAGAUUCUGGCUUAGUAUGGGGGAGUAAGACUAUGACUAUGAAUACCAAACUAACUCAGCUUAAUAGUUAUUUUUACUAUCAUGUACGUAUACUGUAGCUUGUUUUUACAAUCAAGCAGCUGCUUUGCUCCAAAAUAUUGUCGUUCAGCACAAUGUAUGCUUCUCGGAAACCUUUCCUUCAGUCGUUACCUUUGCACCUUAGUGAGAAGAGAAAAAAAUAAACUUAUCGAAUGCG
Sinocyclocheilus anshuiensis is the source of this 4514-nucleotide messenger RNA. RefSeq names its product fibronectin type-III domain-containing protein 3a-like. Lineage: Eukaryota; Metazoa; Chordata; Actinopteri; Cypriniformes; Cyprinidae. Bases 28 to 3618 code for a protein of 1196 amino acids. The record is from RefSeq and is a predicted model, not a curated record. Gene Ontology annotation, molecular function: protein binding. The transcript has 25 exons.